UGCCUAGAAGGAGGAGAGGUACAUGCACUCUCCCCCAGCUGAAUCGUGUUAAGGAAGCAUGCUUUUGAUCUGAUUUUUCUGUUUUUGAUCUUUAGUUGAUGUUUUCCAUUUGUCCUGCUUCUUUUCAUGGAUAAAGUCUCUUGUUUGGGUCCCCUUUUUUUGCACCAUUGGUAGAAGCAUUUGAAGCUCACUGAGAGUUAAAAUGAUCGACUACGAGCGCCCCUCUCCAUUAAGCUCUGGACCAGGAGUAAGUGGUGUACUGGUUUCCGAGCUCCCAGUGCACACAUUUCGACACACACUGGCAGCCAUGCCUCAAAGAUACACCCACCAGAGGAAGAAAUCCACCACAGCUGCUGCAAGAAGGAUGGAGAGGAGAAGCAGGGACCAGCACAAGACUACAAACACAAACAGCGGCCAUAAUCACCGUUCCAAGAAGCUGCCCAUGCUUUCCAGGUCCUUGAUUCUGUGUCACUCUAAGACCAAUGAUGACUGCACAAGUUCUGAAGGGAAGGAGGCUGGUAGGAGGGAAGUGUCAGACGAAAGAAGGAUGUGGAGUUUGGGCUGGAGGGCAGAUGUGGCUACUGAGGAUGAAACAGGAUAUAGGAAUAUCGAAAUCAAACACUGGAGGACGCGACAGUCAACUCUGGUGGACACAAAAGGAGGCACAGUGGUCCCCGAAAAACUGCUUCACCCCACCUCUUUAUGUGAAAACAAAAGGAGCUUGCUGAGAUCUUUUAGCAUCAAGGAGAGCAGUAUUUGGAAGAUGUGUGUUGCCACAAGUCCAACAGAAGAGGUGGGGAUACCACAAUUGGCAGAUCAUUUCGGCCUGAUUGAACAUGAUGACAAUAAUGUGGAGUCAAGAAGACAUGGAGGGGAUUCAUACAGCGGUCCCAACUUCCCGAGCCAAGACAAGCUGGUACCUUUUAACGGACAGUAUUUAAGCAGUGGUGCGUGCAUAGAGGGUUGUGGAACUAAAGGUUUACAUACUAGAGCCUAUAGAGAGUUCAUUUCACCGUGUGAAGAUGCUCUACAUCAGCAUAUACUGACCACAAGUCUUCAACACCCAUCUCUUAUUUCCACGUCAGAUCAGUUAUCAAUGUCUGCAUACUUACUAGAUAAAGAACUUUUAGCCAACAACAACAAUCUCAAGUUGCCUAUUCCAGAGGUCAAUGAAGAAAGUUGCCACAACACAGAAAGUUGUCAGCAGAGUCCACCAGGCCAGAUGAGCAGCAAUAAGACGUACUUCAAUUCACAUAGUGUUCAUCCUUAUUGGAUUGGUGAUUUGGACAGCAUCAUUAUGAAGAACGCUGACAUGUAUACCAACGACUCUCCUGGCAAUUGUCAUUUAUAUGGGAACAGAACUUCCCUAUCCCAGCAACUGAACCUUUUGCACAAUUCACUUCAGCAUGGUCACCCUUUGCGCUCGCUGAGCUCUACACAGCUGACCAACCCCAGCAGCAAAACCCAAGCCUUUAUUAUCUGUAACAUUGUGUUGAUGAAGGGCCAUGGCAAGGGUCUGGGCUUCAGCAUAGUUGGUGGGAGAGACAGCAUGUAUGGACCAAUGGGGAUUUAUGUUAAGACCAUUUUUCCUGGUGGUGCAGCGGCUGCUGAUGGAAGGCUACAAGAGGGUGAUGAGAUACUCGAGCUCAAUGGGGAGUCACUGCAUGGAUUGAGUCACGAUGAUGCACUUCACAAGUUCAAACAGAUCAAAAAGGGCCUAUUGACUCUAGUGGUGAGGACAAGCCUUCGAGUGGGAGCCUUGUGUGGCCAGGCCCAGGUCGCUCAGCUGUGCAGAUCACGCUCACUCAACUCCACCACGGGUAUGGCUGGACUCAGUGAUGAGAUGAGAGAUUACGACUUCAAAACUUGCAACAAUUCCAUCAUUAACAUUCCAAGUGCACCCACUAAAGCAGGGGACCGUAUCAUGAUGGAGAUCAUCCUGCAUAAAGAAGCCAGUGUUGGUCUGGGCAUCGGACUGUGCUGUGUUCCAUCCACUGACAGAUGUCCUGGAAUCUACAUACAUACCUUAUCACCCGGAUCUGUUGCUCACAUUGAUGGAAGACUUCAGUGUGGGGAUGAGAUCAUGGAAAUUAAUGACAAUGUGGUUUAUAACAUGGCACUAAAUGACGUCUACACAGUCCUGAGCCAGUGCACACCAGGUCCAGUUCAGGUUAUCAUCAGUCGACACCCUGACCCCAAAGUAUCAGAGCAUCAGCUGAAUGAUGCCAUAGCUCAAGCUGUGGAAAACAGCAAACUGAGAAAGGACAAGAACCAGUGGAGUAUUGAUGGAUUGCGAAAGUUGGAGUCAUGUUCUCAUGGCCGGCCAAGAUGCAAUCAUUGCUUGGAAAGAAGCUUCAGCCAGGUCACAGUUUGUCGAGUUCAAAAAACCAUGACUCGCUCCUGCAGUGACAACACAAACAACCGCGACCGCCUCCUCAACAUCCACAGCUUUCCCAACACACAUCAUAACCCAUCAGCCCGUGUCCACAGCCUUGACGCACCAAAGACAUGGUCCGACAACAGACUCUCAGUGCCUGUGUAUGCUGAUGACGACUACAAUGUUCCAUUUACCUCUUCUGUUGCCAUGUCUAGUCAGAAAACCCUUGAUGAGACCUUCAGGGGCAAUAAGGAAGAACAAAUGAGAAAACAGUCAGAGGGGAGCAAAGAAGACUUCAGUUUAGAAGCCAAGCUACAUACAGGUGGGCUGUCAGCUGAGCUUUGCUUACAGUCAAAAAGAGGAGCUUUUAAGAGGCAAGUGCGAAUAGGACAACAGCUUCAGGAUCCUUGGGUUCGCCUUGUGGAUAGUUUCCCUAAAGAUUUGCCAGAAAUCAGAGACCGACACAACUUUCUCCAUUAUACUGAAGACAGUGCUCAACCAAACAGUAUCUACCAUAAGCCUGUUACAAUGAAAAAUGAAGAGAAAAUGACAAAGCUGAAUUGCAGUGUUGCAGAUGCAAGCUCAAAUUAUCUGUGUAACCUCACCCCUGAAGACAAAGAUGAAAUCCCCACAGAAUCAAAAAAAGGGCCUCCAGUGGCACCCAAACCUGCUGGGUUUCGUCAGAGCCUCAGAAAUUUUCGGCAUGAACAAGACCAGAAGAUGCAGAAGAUGCAAAGUAAACCUGCAAAACCAAGGCAUGCUGUUGGCUUCUACAGAAGCUUCAAUAUGAGAGUUGACUCAUCUGUUUCCAACUUGUCCAUAAAAGACAAAAUCCAUUCAUUUGAGACGUUUUCAACCCCAGCCAGUUCAGACAAAGUGGACAGUAAGAAACAUGUAGUCCCAUCUACUUCACUUCCACUGAUGGAGAGCGAGUUAGACAGAAAAUAUGCAAGAAACAAAAAUAAAACCUCACAAGGAAUUCAGAAGAAACAGUCUGCAUCUUCUGGGGCAACAGACAUAUCAGUUUACACCUUUCCACCAAUCAUAUCAUUCAAUUUUGAAACAAGCAGCAGCAAAAACCUUAAGUCUGAAUCCAACCAGUCAUCUCUAGAUCACUUGCCUUCUCAGCCUGCUGCAGAAUCUGGGACACUAUUUUCUAAUUCAGUUUCAUCUCAACAAGCCUUGACUAACCAACCCAAAGAAUUGCUUGUUUCUCAAAUGCCAGACUUACAGGGAGUAGAUGUCAUCAGGUCUGCAGAAUCCAAAACCUUCUCCACUCCAGGCCUCACCUCUGUGGGAUACAGUCAUGCCGAACAGGGCAGUUCCCCAGAAUUGACUGAACAGGAAGAAGUAAAGAAUCAAACAGAACAUUGUAACUUGAAUACAAGUGACAGUCCGAUGACAGACAGAAUCACUUAUCGAGAACUGGAAGGAGAGAAUUUUGGUAAAAUCAUUGCCUUUAGCAACCAGGUCUCGCAAGCAUUGAUGCGGACCCUUCCUAUGCCCACUGACAAUGGUCUGGUUGGUUAUGCUCCAAACCUCACAGAGUUCACUGCUGAAAAUGUAAUAAACCCGCAUGAACGUGAUACCAUUUCAGAUGUCACUGAGACUGGAUUUUCUAUUUGCUUAGCCACUCUCAGAGCCUGCACCAUUGAGUUUGGGGAGGGGGGAUCUCCCCAACAAGUAGUAGUUCCCUCUGCUUGUGCUGAGUCACUUAUCUCAGCCAUCCCGUCAGAGGAAAUAGAAAUGAUGAUAAAAGAAGUGAGAGCUCUGGACAAAGAUGUGCUGAAGCAACUGCAAGACAUCCAUGUUGUGAUUCUGCAUAAAGAAGAGGGAGCUGGACUGGGCUUCAGCAUUGCUGGAGGCUGUGACCGGGAGAGUAAAGCUCUAACGGUACACAAAGUGUUUCCCAAUGGUCUUGCAAAUCAAGAGGGCACUAUCCAGAAAGGAGAUGAGGUGUUGUCUAUAAAUGGCCAAACACUUCGUGGAGUCACACAUGCAGAUGCUACUGCGGCACUGCGGCAGGCCCGCACUCUAGAACUUGCUGUGGUAGUUGUCCGCAAAACAGCAGAGGAACAGAGUGAGGAGUCCAGUUGUGCAAUGGAGGAGCCAGGUACUUUGUUGAGUGUGGAGCUGAAGAAAGGUGGAGGUGGAGUUGGCUUCACUCUGGAGGGAGGAAGGGGUUCGAUACAUGGAGAUAGACCAUUAGUCGUCAACAGGAUCUUCAAAGGUGGAGCAGCAGAACAAUGCAAUCUUCAAUGUGGAGAUGAAGUUUUGCAAGUCCAGGGUACCAGUCUUCAUGAUAUGACCCGCUUUGAGGCCUGGAACAUGAUCAAGGCUUUACCUGAUGGGUCCAUCACAGUGGACAUCAGGAGGAGACACAGCCACUAGAACCUCUAAAACCCGGCGCACACAAGGCAAUAAGAAAUAAGCGCUGAUAGGUACGAGUGGGGCAGGCAACGAGCGGCAAUGGCAAUGAGCGCCAAUGGGCCAUGGCGCCUGGUGUGCGCUGGGCUUUAUGUGUCAAGAGGCCCAAAAUGCAACAAUUGAUUAAGAACCCCCUUGAAAAUAAGAUGAUGCAUCUCAAGAAUCUAUCCUUGAAAUAAGAAAGAUAAUAAGCUUGUCACCAUGGUUCAGCAUCUGUUAUCUUCGGACAACCUUGCUGUUAAUUAAUUGUUAUAUAUAGUCGUGUGUGUGU
Messenger RNA from Syngnathus acus (greater pipefish), 5075 nucleotides. It is a transcript of the gene il16, whose product is annotated as interleukin 16. Gene Ontology annotation, molecular function: cytokine activity; CD4 receptor binding. The record is from RefSeq and is a predicted model, not a curated record. Bases 203 to 4768 code for a protein of 1521 amino acids. Gene Ontology annotation, biological process: induction of positive chemotaxis; leukocyte chemotaxis. The transcript has 26 exons. NCBI's taxonomy places the organism in Eukaryota, Metazoa, Chordata, Actinopteri, Syngnathiformes, Syngnathidae.